Merops nubicus (carmine bee-eater) is the source of this 2447-nucleotide messenger RNA. RefSeq names its product Rho GTPase activating protein 24 (gene ARHGAP24). Lineage: Eukaryota; Metazoa; Chordata; Aves; Coraciiformes; Meropidae. Gene Ontology annotation, cellular component: focal adhesion. The record is from RefSeq and is a predicted model, not a curated record. The coding region runs from base 1 to 1962 and encodes 653 amino acids. Gene Ontology annotation, molecular function: GTPase activator activity. Gene Ontology annotation, biological process: wound healing, spreading of epidermal cells; signal transduction; negative regulation of Rac protein signal transduction. The transcript has 7 exons.
AUGCCUGAAGACAGAAAUGCUGGAGUCCGCAGCCCGGGUGCCUUAGCAGCAGCUCCGUUCAUUCCUAAAACUACUUAUAGGAGAAUUAAGCGAUGUUUUAGUUUCCGUAAAGGUAUUUUUGGCCAGAAGCUGGAAGAUACUGUGCGGUAUGAAAAGCGGUAUGGAAACCGCCUGGCUCCCAUGCUGGUGGAGCAGUGUGUGGAUUUUAUCCGGCAGCGGGGGCUGAAGGAAGAAGGCCUUUUUCGACUGCCUGGGCAGGCUAACCUUGUCAAGGAGUUACAGGAUGCAUUUGACUGUGGAGAGAAGCCUUCUUUUGACAGCAAUACAGAUGUGCACACAGUGGCCUCACUGCUUAAGCUGUACCUAAGGGAGCUGCCAGAACCCGUCAUACCAUAUGCAAAAUACGAAGAUUUUCUUUCCUGUGCCAAGAUGCUCAGCAAGGAGGAAGAAACGGGAAUGAAAGAACUGGUGAAGCAAGUGAAGAGCCUGCCAGCUGUCAAUUUUAAUCUGCUGAAAUAUAUCUGUAGAUUCCUUGAUGAAGUCCAGUCUUACUCAGGUGUAAACAAAAUGAGUGUGCAAAAUCUGGCUACUGUUUUUGGCCCCAACAUCCUUCGCCCCAAAGUGGAAGAUCCUCUCACUAUCAUGGAGGGUACAGUGGUAGUCCAGCAGCUAAUGUCAGUGAUGAUUAGCAAACAUGAAGAACUGUUUCCCAAGGAUGCAGACCCUCAGAUGGGAUCUGAGGUGUGCAACAACAACAACGAAAUGCCAAAGAAAGUGAUUGUGGGGCAGCUACAGAACAAAGAGAACAACAACACCAAGGAGACUGCAGUGAGGCGCUGCUCUUGGGACACACCCGAGUCUCCCCAAAGGGCAAGCGUGGACAGUGAGUCUCUGACUGCUCUGCCAGGCAGCAAGACAAAUAGCCCCAGGAACAGCAUCCAGAAACAAGAUGUCACCAGAAGCCCUCCACUCACACUGAAAAAAAAUCCUGCGUUUAAUAAAGGCAGUGGCAUAGUCACCAACGGGUCCUUCAGCAGCUCUGCAGAGGGGCCUGAGAAGAGCCAGGCCCUACCAAACUGUACCCUGCAAACUAGGAGAACAUCAUCACUGAAAGGACCGGUGACUAAGAUGGGCACACACAGUGUGCAGAACGGAGGGGUGCGGAUGGGUGUUUCUAGCACAGACGGGCACAGCAGCACCCUCAACACCCGGACCCUAGGGUGGGUGCCCAAUGGCUAUGUCACUCUGAGGGACAACAAGCAAAAGGAGUCGGUGAAUGAGUCAGGCCAGCACAACAGGCUUUCCACCUAUGACAAUGUUCACCAGCAGUUCUCUGUGGUGAACUCCGAUGACAAACAGAGUGUGGACAGUGCCACCUGGUCAACAUCCUCUUGUGAAAUAUCCCUCCCUGAGCACUCCAACUCCUGUCGUUCGUCCACCACCACCUGCCCGGAGCAGGACUUUUGUGCAGGUAACUUUGAAGACUCUGUGCUGGAUGGGCCACUACAUGAAGACCUCUCUAACCCAGAUGACUAUGAGAACAAAAGUGACAGAAGGAGUGUGGGGGCCCAUAGCAGCCGAGCCACCAGCAGCAGCGAUAACAGUGAAACGUUUGUGGCCAACAGUACUAACAAUCACAGUGCUUUGCACAGUCUGGUGUCCAGCUUGAAGCAAGAGAUGGCCAAGCAAAAACUAGAGUAUGAGACGAGGAUAAAAAGCUUGGAGCAGAGAAAUCUUACCCUGGAGACAGAAAUGAUAGCUCUGCACGAAGAGCUGGAUCAAGAGCGGAAGAAGUUCACGAUGGUAGAAAUCAAAAUGCGUAACGCAGAACGGGCCAAGGAGGAUGCAGAGAAGAGGAAUGAUAUGUUGCAGAAGGAAAUGGAGCAGUUUUUCUCCACUUUUGGAGAACUUACAGUGGAGUCUCGCAGACCAGAAAGGGGCAACACCAUCUGGAUCCAGUGAGCACUGGAAGCACAGACUGUGGGACUUUGAGGAAGGGCUCGGACGUAUUAUAUUGUAUCAGGUGGCUGGUCACCUGUCUGAGGCUAGUACUCAACAUAAUGUUAGAAACUCUUGAAGGAAGACACGGUGCAGACAUUAACCACUCGUAUCUACAGUGUGUACUUAUCAAGUUAUACUCUUUGAAUGCUUCGUGAGAGUACUGUCAAGUGUUACAACUGGAUACGUGUAUAUAAAUUUUUAAAAAAUCACUUUAGAGAGCAAGAGAUGUAUCUCAAGAAAUAUUUUAAUGCAAGUCUUGUAUUUAAACUGGUAAAUUGAAAUGUUGUUGCAAUCAAGCUUUAUAUCAAGGCUUUUCUCCCUUGCACUUAACAUAAUAAGCUAUUUUUGGCAUUGUGUUACCAUUAGCUUAUUUUGGAUAUCAAAUCUAUUUUUUUUUUUUAUUAUCCCUCUUUCUGGGGAAUGAAGGUAAACAGAUAUGUUAGGAU